This is a messenger RNA of Nanorana parkeri, 1046 nucleotides long. It is a transcript of the gene GPR17, whose product is annotated as G protein-coupled receptor 17. Gene Ontology annotation, molecular function: G protein-coupled receptor activity. The transcript has a single exon. The record is from RefSeq and is a predicted model, not a curated record. Gene Ontology annotation, biological process: phospholipase C-activating G protein-coupled receptor signaling pathway; positive regulation of Rho protein signal transduction. Bases 14 to 1033 code for a protein of 339 amino acids. NCBI's taxonomy places the organism in Eukaryota, Metazoa, Chordata, Amphibia, Anura, Dicroglossidae. Gene Ontology annotation, cellular component: membrane.
AAAGUUGGUGAAGAUGAGUGGUUCACAAAACAAAAUGUUUACAAAUUCCUCUGUAUUGGUUUUGGUGGAUCCAUGUGUACAGGAAACUUGGUUGGAGAAUGCUCUUCUGUCCGUCUGCUACCUGAUGGGCCUUUCUGUAGGAGGUCUAGGAAACAUCCUAGCUCUCUCAUUGUUUGUGCGAGAUCGCCAACCUAAAUCACCAUCUGACAUCUUUCUCUUACAUCUUGCCCUUUCAGACCUCUUCCUACUUCUUAGUCUUCCCAACAGACUCUUCUACCAUCUCUCAGGAAAUAGUUGGCCUUUUGGCUCACUGGCUUGUAGACUGUCUGGCUUUGUUUUCUACCUAAACAUGUAUGCCAGUCUUUAUUUCCUAGCAGGGAUAAGUAUUGAUAGGUACUUGGCAAUUGUCCACCCUCUCAACUCUGUCAAGAUCCGAAAGCCCUUACACGCUCAUGUUGCAUGUGGCUUCUUGUGGGCUGUUGUUGCAUUUGCUACAGCCCCAUUACUAUUAGGCCGGAGAGCAUCAAUGGAAGAUAAUGUUUGUCGUUUAUUGUAUCGGGAGACACCAUCUUUGCGGGCACUAUCCUCUCUUUGUGCAGCAUUUGCCAUCCCCUUCUUGGCCACAGUGAUUUGCUAUGGACUUAUUUUAAGGCGCCUUAGAAAAGGAGGUGACAGGAAACCAAAAGAGCGUGCCGUGAAGAUGGUUCUACUGGUCUUAACAAUAUUCCUGAUCUGCUUUGUUCCUUAUCAUCUGAGUCGUACGUUGUAUCAUGUUUUGAUGCCUGGAGGUGAGAGCACAGACAUACCACCUUCUUGUGACUUAAGGCAAGGUUUGGCGUUGGCUAACAGAUUUACUUCCUGCCUUAGCACCCUCAAUGCUGCCCUAGAUCCAUUGGUUUACUUCUUUGCUGUUAAGAAGUUCCGUCAGAGUCUUGUUCAGUUUCCAUGCAGGCGGGGCAGGAGAGACACUGGAAAAAAUCGUGAGGAAGGCCGAACAGAGGACAGCUCACUCAGUGCCAAGACAGAAGUAUAACAGGAAAUUAAGA